AUGUUCAAUCGUCCAGGUGGUGGGCUGUUUGCACGCAGACGUCUCGUCGCCGUGGCCGACGCAUGGCUGGUCCGACGUGUGGAGGAGUUUGACCUCAGCCAGGCCGUCGGUGUCGGCGGGCUGACGGCAGCCGCCGGAAAUCGCGAUUCGCUCUGCCAGCUGCCAGCAGCCUCUGGCGGCGCUGCUUUAGAGGAAGCGGCAGCGUGGGAGGCAAAGCAGAUGGAGGCGGCGCGGCAUGCCAAGGAGCUGCUGCUGGCGGAGGUUGAGCGGCUAAGUGCAGCAAGGGCCGAGGGCAAGAAGGGCAAGAAGAAGAAGAAGAAUGUGGACGUGGGCGAUACGGGCGCCGCUAGGCUCAACGAGGAGAUGCUGUGCAGUUAG
Molecule: messenger RNA, 378 nt
Organism: Emiliania huxleyi CCMP1516
Lineage: Eukaryota; Haptophyta; Isochrysidales; Noelaerhabdaceae
Exons: 2
Coding region: 1-378 (125 amino acids)
Source: RefSeq, a predicted model, not a curated record